AUGAUUUGCCCAGAUUUCCUAGAAUUUCAAGAUAUUCUGAAGAAGAUGAGGGUCUUAGAUGACAAGAUUGUUUACGCCCUAAAUACAUCUUUACCAACAGAAUCUUUCCAAAAAAAGGUUAAUGCUACAUCUGCAUGUGAAGAUUUGUAUUCCCAAAUACAAAAAGGCAAUUAUGACAGGGAGAAUGUUAUUAAAAAUUGUAUUGUUGCAACAGCUGAAACAGUUAAAAAACUAAAAGCUGCUAAAGAACACACACCAGACGAUUUUGAUGUGUUAAAGAAUUUGAAGACUGAGCAAAAAAAGCUGCGUUUAUUACAGACAGAAUUAAGUGUUGAAGAAGUUAUAAAAGAAAAGACAACAAAAUUGUUUAUGGAAAAAUGUCGAAGUUUCUAUAAACCAAAAGAUUUAUGA
Messenger RNA from Chilo suppressalis (striped riceborer), 411 nucleotides. NCBI's taxonomy places the organism in Eukaryota, Metazoa, Arthropoda, Insecta, Lepidoptera, Crambidae. The record is from the annotation of a GenBank genome assembly.